GGUGGCUUUCUGAAACCCUUUUAAAGUUACCGUUGGGGCUGGUGUAUGUUUGAAACCAAAACUGGGGUUGCUUUUCUUAGCAGUUUGUACAGCAAACAUUUUACAGACUGUCUUGCUUCAGGUUUUCUGAACAAAGAAAUGACUUUUGGAUUAUAUUUAAGCAUUAUAUUGCUCUCUCUGAUAACCUUUGGACAGCUUGCAAUAGGAAAUGUCUUAAGAUAUGCAAGUAGAAAUCUUGGCCCUUCAACUCAAGCUGAGACUCUGCACCGCUCUUACCGACCUGUUCCCUCCAGUUAUGAAGGCUCUCUACUGCGAAGAGGUUCUGUGUUUAGCUCAAAUUUCCUUGGAGAUUUAUCAACUGAGGUUUCCAAACCAUGGGGCUCAGUUCCUAGCCCAGGUCAAAGUGGUUAUGGCAGGCAAGUAAAUAGUUACAGUCAACCAGGAAGUGUAUCUAGCUACAGGUCUGCCUCAGCUCUGACUCGGCAGCAACAGCCACAAGGUGGCCUGCUCCUUAGGGCUCCAGGAAUGAGGGAACCUUCAUCUCAAGGGGAGAGGCGCUAUGGCUCAAGUGUUGUCUCCAGUGGUGCAAUUGAGAUUCAUGCACCACCUCAGCUGCAGCCCAGUUCACCUGGCACUGACGUACAGUUAACUCCAGAAUCUGCAUCCCAACCAUCCAUUCAACAUCCUGCAUUCUCUGCACCUGCUGUACUCCAGAAUAAGGCGGGCAUGUGGGACACUGUUAAGUUUCCGAGUGCAAAGGGUCCACAACCUGCUUCCCGACCAACCAAUCAACAUCCUGCAUUCUCUGCGCCUGCUGUACUCCAGACCAAAACAGGCAUGUGGCACACCAUCAGUCUUCCAAAGACAGAAUCCACUGCUAGACGACACCAACACUCUUUGUCAGUGCCUGCUAUGCUGAAAACCAAUCCUGGCCAGUUGGGCAUCUAUACUUCUAGUGUACGGGCUCCAGAGUCAACUGCCCAGCGACACCAAAAGGCCUUAGCUUUUUCUGCACCUGCUGUACUGCAAACCAAUAAUUUGUGGGGUAGUAGGCCUUCCGCUGACUCCAACCAACGAGUUGGCACUAACGUCAGGAGCUCUAGACCUGUGUCACCUGGAUACCAUCCUAGAGGGCUGCAAUCAGGCUGCCAUGCCACCCAGCAGCAGGCAAGGUUACUGGGCUCUCUGUUCUCCUAUGUACCCAAGAACAAGGAUCUUUUGCAAGAUGCCAGUGAAAAUCCACAAAUGAAGCCUGGGUCAAGAACCUCUAGACCAGUUAAUGUGGCAUCUCCCUACCAAUGUGGAAGUUAACUACAACUGUCAAACAGAAACGGGCUCCGAGAUCUUAAUUGCAAGUCACUUUAUCAUUUUGCUGUUGCACACUUGAGUAAUGUCUAUAAAUGCUUUUUCUGUUCUCAGGUUUCCAAUCCUCUGGUCAUUUGUGGAUUCAUACUGAAAUAAACAACUUGAAACUGUA
Molecule: messenger RNA, 1477 nt
Organism: Xiphophorus couchianus (Monterrey platyfish)
Lineage: Eukaryota; Metazoa; Chordata; Actinopteri; Cyprinodontiformes; Poeciliidae
Exons: 3
Coding region: 46-1311 (421 amino acids)
Source: RefSeq, a predicted model, not a curated record